Messenger RNA from Desarmillaria tabescens, 1622 nucleotides. RefSeq lists its product as uncharacterized. Gene Ontology annotation, molecular function: cysteine-type endopeptidase activity. The transcript has 3 exons. Gene Ontology annotation, biological process: proteolysis. Bases 326 to 1360 code for a protein of 344 amino acids. The record is from RefSeq and is a predicted model, not a curated record. Lineage: Eukaryota; Fungi; Basidiomycota; Agaricomycetes; Agaricales; Physalacriaceae.
GCAGUUACUAUGGUGUCAUAUUUCAUGCUUUAAAGAUGAGGGCUGUGAAACUCUGUUCAUGUCACUUUCUCGGCACUUGACAAUGUCCAACUCUUCGGAUAAUGCUUCCUCCACGAUAGGAUAUUUUUCAGCUCCUUUAACAAACAGCUGUGAAACAUCCACUCCACGAUGCUCAGAGUCUCGCCCAUUCCUUGACUAUUCAUCGCAUGGAUCUGCAUCCCAAGGAUCGGACCAAACGCCAUUGAUCGAGGAAGAAAUACAAAUCCUUGAGCAGUGAAUAUCCUCCUUCGAAGAAUUCGAACAGAAGAUUGCUGAGGAGUAUGGAAUGCAAUCAGAAGAGAUUGAUUCACCUGUGAUUCUACAGAAAGCGAAGGACGUGAUACUUAGCACAGACGAGGGUCCCCUGGAGAUAAAAGACAAGCCAGUUCAGACAGCUGUUUUCCUCGACUCUCUAUACAAGCUUCGGCGUAGUCUGUCAGAGCUCCGGCUUUUCAGAAUUGUAUCGGAUCUUCAAGCUUGUGAGCUAGAACCAGCAAAUAAUCCGUUUCCAAGUGCGAUAGACGCCUCUCGCUUUUGGGUGGUCAUUAUAGGAAUUGAUGCAUACCGACAACUUCCAUUGCAAGGCUGCGUCUUCGAUGCAAUAACAAUGGAGAAAUAUUGUAUUGACCUAGGUGUUCUGAAGUGCCGCAUACAACUACUCUUGGGUCGUCUCGAUGGAUUAACGCAUUCGGAUUCAUUGUUUCCUUCACGUGAAAACAUCAUCAAAACGCUUCAUGAUAUUCGCAGUAAUUGUCUCGUUGAGAAAGGAGACUCCAUUAUCAUCUACUUCUCGGGUCACGGAUCACAUUACUUCUGCUCGAACUACUUCCAAGAUAAUAUCGGUGCAUCUGCACACCUGGGGUCCAUUGAAGCCAUCUAUCCUGCAGACCGCAAUGAGCUUGAUACAGACGGCCGUCCCAUUUCUGAUAUCAGCGACAGGGAGAUCAACACCAUAAUUUCCCUAAUCCGUGAUACCAAGGGUGAUCAUAUCACUCUCAUUCUCGACUGCUGUCAUUCAGGAAGUGCCACCCGCAAUAUAUCGGCUUUCUGCUCCCCGGGGCACACACGGGAUCUGCCACCAGUAUCACACAGACAAGAGAGUGUGUUUGAAUCUGCGGACAAGAGCCUGCAGAAGCAUUGUCCUGGAGCUCCAUCGGUGCUAGUGGAAGACCGGUCUCCCGAUAUGACAUCUCACGUUGUUAUUGCUGCAUGUAGAGAGUUCGAGUUUGUGAGGGAGGUCCGGAGUAACGACGGAAACAUCACCGGAAUUUUCACCAAUGCCUUGGUUUCAACACUGAGAUCAGAUUUAUGUCAAAGUUGACCUACACUGACCUUUGUAGUACUCUCCGAGGCUCUAUGCAACCUCACCAGACACCUGCUGUCGCUGGAAGGAACAAGGACUCACUUCUGUGGUAUCGUCAGGCUUGAAAGUUUUUCUCCAGGGGUAUCAUGCUCCGCAGCUAUUCCAUUUUAUUUAGCUUCUUUUUUAUCUGCAUGCUAUCGCCAUUGUGUCGUUACCACUGUAUAUUAUACCAUCCAUGAAUUAGAGGUGUCUCUUUGUAGACAAUCAGACGUUUGGUUAC